This is a messenger RNA of Puntigrus tetrazona (Sumatra barb), 1583 nucleotides long. RefSeq names its product phosphatidylcholine:ceramide cholinephosphotransferase 2-like. Gene Ontology annotation, molecular function: sphingomyelin synthase activity; ceramide cholinephosphotransferase activity. The coding region runs from base 121 to 1176 and encodes 351 amino acids. NCBI's taxonomy places the organism in Eukaryota, Metazoa, Chordata, Actinopteri, Cypriniformes, Cyprinidae. The record is from RefSeq and is a predicted model, not a curated record. Gene Ontology annotation, cellular component: endoplasmic reticulum membrane; Golgi membrane. The transcript is spliced from 5 exons. Gene Ontology annotation, biological process: ceramide biosynthetic process; sphingomyelin biosynthetic process.
UCAUAUGAGAGCUGAAAACGCAGGCCUUUCAUUAUCGCUGCAGAGGAGAGUGACCUACAGUGCCUUACAGGAGAGCGUCUUGGCAGGAAGUCAGUCAUUAGUGGGUAGUUGUGGGUACUCAUGGCAUCGUCGGACCACCAAGGAAACAAGGACCCCACAAACGCAGAUGGGACACCGUCCCCUGGCGCAUCUUGCCCCGUCCACAGCCACGCUGCUGAAGAAGCGAAGCGGAACGGCUUGAGGAAAGCGCUGGUCAGACAUCGAGACUAUGUCAAAAUCUCCGUACCCGAAGGAAAAGGCAACCGAUUGCCGUCGGAAUGGUGGAAGACGUUCAUCGCUGUGUUUUAUGCCACUUUGAACCUGGUUUUGACCACGGUUAUGAUCACAGUGGUUCACGCGAGAGAGUACCGCCCAAGAGAGAGCAGCCCACCGCUGCCGGAUAAGUUCUUUGACUAUAUAGACCGCGUACAGUGGGCGUUUACAGUGACUGAGGUCAACGGAAUGGUGCUGGUGUCUAUAUGGUCCAUUCAGUUGCUCUUUCAUAGAUACAAGGCUAUCGUAGCGAGACGAUAUUUCUUCAUUUUGGGCACGUUGUACAUGUAUAGAUGCGUGACCAUGUACGUCACCACUCUACCUGUACCUGGCAUGCACAUGGUCUGUGCACCAAAGCUCCACGGAGAUUCCCAGGCAAAGCUUCAACGUGUCCUGCAGUUGCUCUCUGGUGGUGGAUUAUCAAUCACCGGAUCUCAUCUGCUGUGCGGCGACUUCCUGUACAGCGGCCACACUGUCAUUCUCACGCUCACGUACCUCUUCCUCAAGGAGUAUUCUCCUCGUUCUUUCUGGUGGUACCAUCUUCUGUGCUGGUUAACGGCUGCUGUGGGGGUCGUGUGUAUCCUGGUGGCCCAUGAGCACUACAGUGUGGAUGUGGUGGUGGCGUAUUUCAUCACCACCCGACUGUUCUACUGGUAUCACACUAUGGCUAAUCUGCAGACUUUAAAGUGUUCUCCGAACAACUACCUCACUCACACCUGGUGGAACCCUGUGUUUAACUUCUUCGAGAGGAACGUCCAGACCCAAGUGCCCUGUUCUUUCUGCUGGCCAAUCACAUGGCCGCCCGCCUGUCUGAAGAACCCCUGUAAGAAAUAUUCUAUGGUGCAGAGCAGCCGGGAGGAGUGACGUUAUGAACUCAACGCGACGCCUAGACCAACAUGUGGAAAUGUUUUGUAUUUCGCUUGUGGCUGUAGCAAAGAACAAAGACUGUUCGGCUGUUGUCGCUAAUUACAUCUAUAAUAACAUUGGGCUAAACAGUUCAAACUCGAUAUUAUUUGACAAGUCAUUGUUGAUAUUUUUACAUUAAUUUAUAUUCAGUCAAUGUGACCAUUAAAUAAACACUUUUAUAAGUACUUGAAGGGCCAGCUUAAAGUGUUAAAUGAUGGAUCUUUAGAGAAUCUCUCACUUUCUGUCAGAACAGAUCUAUCAGUCGGUGCAUGUUUCUUAUUUCAUGUCUCUAUUUUAUAUUACAAAUGCAUGCAUUCUUUUUCUAAUGACUCCUGCCAGCUGUUAUUUCAGUUUAAUUUAAGUUU